GAGCGUUUGUGAUUCACACCACGGGGGAAAUAGAACAGCCUUUUACGCACGGUGCGCGCGGAGAGGCUGUGGACGAGCGCACGAGGGCUUACCAGUCGUCGAAGGAAAAAAGAGUUACGCAGGCAACAGAGAGCUGUGAGGCGUCUGAGUGGGCAUGUGGCUCCUGGAGAAGCUACGCAGCUCCGUAGAGAGCAGUGGGACACAAUCCCAGCCUCCGCAGACAGUGGAGGCCAUUCCUGUUUCUGUUUACGCCAACGUCCUCACUCCAGAAAAGAUUCCUGAUUUCUUCAUCCCACCCAAACUCAUCUGCUGCCCACCGGAGGACUCCCUCCCUCCGGAGCCUCAGCCCUGCUCCACCCUGCGACCAUCCUCCUCUGACAACACCAUCUGCAGCCAGAGCCCCAGGGCCCGCAGCAGCAGGAGCCCCUGCAGCCCUGGCCUCUUCUCCCGCAGUCUGCAGAAGUCAGCCAACCGGCACAUCAUCCAGAUAGAGAGCGCAGACGAGCCGGGGGCUACGGAUAGACUCAGAGCUGAAGUGAACACAAACGCGGACCCCCAGUCUCAGACUGCCAUGUCUCUGCCCUACGUUCCUAAAGCUCAGACCUCCUACGGCUUCUCUACACUGGUGGAGUCUCCUCACACUCGACGCAAGGAGAGCCUGUUCCACAGUGACCCCAACAGCCCUCUAACCUCGCCUAAUUCCCAGAGGCGCUCACAAGGGGGGACUCUGCUAGCCCCUGCGGACCCCAACCCUUACCGCUACUUCAGUGGUGGAGAGAGUGACACCUGCUCCUCGGCAGAGUCUUCCCCCUUUAACUCCCCCCUGCUGUCCCGCUCAGCAUCUCUGCUUCGCUCCAUUAAACAGGAGACACAAGCUAAGGUUUCUCGUGCAAAGCGUUCCCUGGCACGCCACAGUUCCCUCUCCACUGAUGACUGCAGCUCAGCAGACAACAGCCCCAACAUGCAGCGCCGCCGCAUGCGCUGCCCGCCUUCCCCAGCCUUCCGUGGAUGUAAAAGCAGCGGGUCGAGAAGCACGGCUUCAGACCUCCUGCAGCGGGAGCACACUGUCAACCUCCACAAGGGGGGGACGCUGAGGCUGAGCACUCACUACGACAAAGAGGCGGCCCGACUGAGGGUGCGCGUGCUUGCCGCCGAGGCCCUUUAUGACAGGCAGACGGACCCUAAAAGCAUCAACUGCUGUGUGGCGCUCUACCUGAACCCUGGGAAGCAGCAGAAACAGAGGAGCACCAUCAUCAAGAACAGCAGGAAUCCUGUGUUCAAUGAGGACUUUUUUUUCGACGCGCUGCCUCAGGCGCAGGUAAAGAGUCUGGCCAUGAAGAUAAAGGUGGUGAACAAAGGCACCAGUCUGAGGAGAGACGUGCUGCUGGGAGAGAGGGAGGUGCUGCUCAGCGAGCUGCUCGCAGACCUCUAGGGAGAAGCUGUCAAGUUGGAAACGAGCAGCAUGACGGCCCUUUCUUCUCCAGCUACCUUUUUAUCCCUCUCCACAGAUCUGGUAAAUGCGGGGCAGAAAAAGGAGCUAUAACUUUCACACUGUGUUCUCAACAUCAAUGGACAAAAGCACAAACAAAAAAACAAAACCCUUCAGUUACUCCACCAAGUUGCUUCAGUAGCUUUUCACCACCAGAUUAAACUAAAAAUAAACUUUAACUUCACAUGUGGAUGAUGGAUCUCCUGUCCUUGUUUGUGUUUCCUCUUCAAGUAUUGAGUCACAAAACGUGUUGCCUUCUCUGACGAGCAUUGUGCCGUGGCUCAGUGGCAUAUCAUGUGAUGCAAUUAUAACCUUGUUCAAGUUACAGAUGUAUUUUUUGUAUUGUUGCAGUUAAAUUAAAUGUGAGAUUUUGCACGUUUCUGUGAGAAAUUAUAUGUAUUUAAAGGAGUCUAUAUUUGAAAAUCAGAUUUCCAUGCUAGUGGAUGUACUGUUGAAAUGACUGUUCAGUAUGUGUGUAAAAUGCCUUUGGUUAACUUAAGAAUAAAAAUGCUAGA
Messenger RNA from Cheilinus undulatus (humphead wrasse), 2004 nucleotides. RefSeq names its product C2 calcium-dependent domain-containing protein 4C-like. Bases 155 to 1432 code for a protein of 425 amino acids. NCBI's taxonomy places the organism in Eukaryota, Metazoa, Chordata, Actinopteri, Labriformes, Labridae. The record is from RefSeq and is a predicted model, not a curated record. The transcript has 3 exons.